This is a messenger RNA of Nerophis lumbriciformis (worm pipefish), 1926 nucleotides long. Its product is annotated as complement decay-accelerating factor. The record is from RefSeq and is a predicted model, not a curated record. Lineage: Eukaryota; Metazoa; Chordata; Actinopteri; Syngnathiformes; Syngnathidae.
CCACGACAAUAACACCAGGUUGCUCCGACACCAUCACCACCAUAACAACAAGACAUGUCGGCCUCCUCCCACUACUCUGACUCAUUUUGUGGCUCUUCUUCAUUCCUGAAUAGAUGGAAAACAAAAAGCAAACAAGGGCUUUCCUCUCGCCGUGAUUCAGAGGGAUUACCCUCUUUUUUUCCACGCGUCCUCUUGAGGACACACCCAUUUUGUGGGCGACCGCGACAUUAAAUAAUGACUACAUUGACGUGCAAAAUACGUUUGUAUCAACACCCGCACUGAUGCAAUGCACGAUACGAACAUCGAAGAACGUGUCUACAUGUCAUGGAAUGUCAUCAUAUCUGUGAUGACAGGCAAACGUUCAGCGACAAAUGACUCCCAAGUAUGUGAUUGAAACCCAACAUUGCAACACAAAGAUUUGUGCAAUCACAGGACGUUCUCGCCUCAGCUCUGAGAAGACAAGGCUUUGAUACAAAGUAUCAAGUAUUUAGUGGGAAAAAUCAGCUUUAUCGGACAUUGGUGUGGUUUCUUCCAUCGGAGGAAGUCCAAUAAUUCACUGCUGAUCAAGGAAUUGAUCUGAAUCCCAUUACUACAGGGGGAGGAGUUGAGUGAGCAAAAGGCAUCUCUGUUUUAUCAGCUGCUAGUUGGAGGAAGACUUUCUUCUCUACAGCCCGGCUGACAUGGAGGAGCUACUACUACCACUACUACUACCAGGACUACUACCAGUACUACUACCAGUACUAGCGAUUACCAGCACACAACGCAAGAUCACUUGCGUGCUCGUCUUCUUUGUGGUCUUUGUGUGGAGGUCAGAAGGUGAGAACAAAGCCAACUGUCCCAGACCGUUCCAAGGAAAUCACAAAGUCCUGAGUCUCGAGUCAGUUCUGGUCAACUCCUUCCAGGAAGGUUCCAGCGCCAUCAUGGAGUGCGGCACCGGCUAUGUGCUGGAGAGCGGCUCCGGCUCCAUCACCUGCCACGACGGCAACUGGACGCAGCUGACUCUCACUUGCAAAAAGAAGGACUGCGGGCCUCCCACGCCUCAACCCAACAUGACCUUCAACAUCAGCGCCGGCACGCUCCUCGGCGACGUCAUCAAGGUCACGUGUGACGAAGGUUACCGCAUCAGAGGAUCCAGCUACAAGGAGUGCAUCGCUGCAGGCUGGAAGGGAACAGCCAGCUGUCUAACUAUUACCUGCCCAAAGCCUGCAGAGAUGACCAACGGCAAAGUCUUGUGGGACUCUCAGGACCUGCCAAAGUACGGCGAGACCCUGCAGUUUGAGUGUGAUGGCGGCUACACGCUCACUGGGGAGCGCAGCCUCGUGUGCGGCAAGGGCGGCAAAUACCAAGCUCCGCCUCCUCAAUGCAAAGAGGCGUCCACCUCAACGAGUCCUUCGGCCACAACACCUGCUCUCAGAGAUAAAACUAUCACCACAGCAGCAGCCACCAACACAUCACAAGAAAAAAGCGAUAUUGCUGCAAACGCCACUAAGGACACUGAUUAUCUUCCUGUUGUGGUCAGCGUCAUUUGCAUCUCACUAGGCGGCUGCAUCGUAGCAAUAUGUCUGCAUAGGUUUCUUCUCAAGAAGAAAGGGUCAUACGACACUCGAGAAGACCUGAAGCCCGAGUUACUGAGCUUCCAAAAUGUGUAGAAGGUCCGCCUCACCUCACCAAGGGAGGGUUGGAAGAGUGCCUAUCUGCUGGGGAGCAUCUGGGAGCCAGGAAGGACGUGCCAACAACACCCGCAGCAGUUCCUCCGUCUGCAAAGGAAGAAAAAAAGGGAAUUUAUUUAACUCUGGCGUCCACUGGCAGUCGAGUCUGCUGAGUCAAAAUGUGCUUUUUGUUUCCAUUGUUAUUUAAUCGAUGUGUAUUUUAAUGUAUUAUUUAUGUUGAAAACUGGAAUAAAGAGAGGAGAGGGGGUGUUACAAA